This is a messenger RNA of Erpetoichthys calabaricus (reedfish), 10966 nucleotides long. RefSeq names its product CBFA2/RUNX1 partner transcriptional co-repressor 3 (gene cbfa2t3). The record is from RefSeq and is a predicted model, not a curated record. Gene Ontology annotation, molecular function: transcription corepressor activity. The transcript is spliced from 12 exons. Gene Ontology annotation, biological process: negative regulation of DNA-templated transcription; DNA-templated transcription. NCBI's taxonomy places the organism in Eukaryota, Metazoa, Chordata, Cladistia, Polypteriformes, Polypteridae. Gene Ontology annotation, cellular component: nucleus. Bases 1340 to 3253 code for a protein of 637 amino acids.
UAAAAAUAGGAGGAGUCAUCAGCUUGACGAACCGGCUGGGAGAGCGAUUGCAGAAGCGAGCAACGAAAGAGGCUGUCAACUCGGCUCUGAGGACUGUCAGAUAGAGAGAGAGAGAGAGAGAGAUAGAGAGAGAGAGAGAGUGAGAUUAGGAGAGCCAGAGCGCGGAUCCCCGCUCCAGAUGGUGUCUCCUUAAGCGCAGACGGACGGCGGCAGAACGGAGAGAAGCGGGAGGGCAGCUCAGGAUCAAGCAGCCCCUGUCUGUAACGUUGUAGCGCGACUUGCACUGAGGUCCAGUGCGCCGUCCGCAUCUCACUCUUCUUUAACAAGCUUUUCGCUUCGGAGACUAAGGAGCAUCCUGUAAUCAAUACGCCCUUCUUCUGUCAGGACGUGCCAAGGGGACUGGCGGGUACUGAAGGACUUCUGUCGGAAAGGUGGACGGUGAAGUGGCUAUUUUGGUUUUGUCUAUUGUUCAGAAGUGUCGACUGGAGGCUUCUAGUCUCAAGUGCCCACUUGCAGCCUGGAACCUCGAGGGGUGUUCUUCAAACAGCUGUAUCGGUUCCGAUCCAGUUAGAGGUAUUUGUGUUACCUGACAGACGUCGGACGCAGACUGCUUUCGGCUACAUGAAGUAAGCGAAAGUGUCAGUGCCGUAACAACGAACGCAUUGUUCACAAUGAAUGUGAACUAAUUUCGGCAAUUGCGAGAAUCAUUCAUUACAAUUCCAGUUUUUUGGAAGGCCUGUGCAUGACACUUACUACAGUUCGAGAUUUUGGAAAGUGACAUCCGAUGCUGGAGGAAGAUGAGGCAUCGGAAUAAAGAUAAGAUUUAGGGGGAACGAUUUAAAAGCGCACUUAUCAAAACUGAACAGACAAGAAAUAACACAUGUCCAUCACCACAAGAUACAGAUAAAAACGGAAGGAAAACCAAAGACUGAUAAUACGAAAUAAAGAAACAUAUCAGAGUUAAAGCUUUCUUUGAAAUAAAAUUGUCUUUUGAACUGUAAGAAACUGGGAACUGAAUUACCUCAAAUUUUAUUUACCGAAACGUCAUCGUCGCUUUAAAUCCAAAGGAGUCGUUUUUUUAUUUUUUUUAUUUAGUUUUGAAAACAUUGUUUUAGAAUCAAUGGAAGGAUUUUUAAAGUAUUUUCGUCUAGCAGCAGGGCGUUGAAAUAGCCCAAGUUGGCAUCAAACUAAAGAUCAUAUGUGGCAGUUGUUUUCCCGUAAUUUUCAGCAAAAGUGAACACGGAUUUGUGGUUUUUGUUCUGUUUUGUGGAUUACUCUCACUGUAGUUACCUCAGUUCGACCUCAGCCUCCACAAGAUAGCAAAGCACAGGUUGGAACGAUGCCAGAUUCACCUGCUGAUGUCAAAGCCCAGCCCAGGUCAACUCCACCCACCAUGCCGCCACCUCCCCCAGCUGUCACACAGGCAACGAAUCGUAACACCUCUUUCACACCUACCACAAUGCUAAAUGGAAGCAGCCACUCCCCAACAGCCCUCAAUGGUGCCCCUUCCACACCAAAUGGUUUCAGUAAUGGCCCUGCCAUGUCAUCGACAGCCUCUCUGUCCAAUCAGCAGCUCCCACCAGCUUGUGGCGCCAGACAGCUCUGCAAACUAAAGCGCUUCCUCACUACGCUGCAGCAGUUCGGCAAUGACAUCUCCCCUGAGAUUGGUGAACGAGUCCGCAGCUUGGUCUUAGGCCUAGUGAACUCCACACUAACUAUUGAAGAGUUUCAUUCAAAGUUACAGGAGGCCACCAAUUUUCCUCUGCGGCCCUUUGUUAUCCCUUUCCUCAAGGCAAACCUGCCACUGCUCCAGCGUGAACUUCUGCACUGUGCCCGGCUUUCAAAGCAAACCCCAGCUCAGUACUUGGCUCAGCAUGAGCAACUGCUGUUGGAUGCCAAUGUCAGCUCUCCACUGGAUUCCUCCGAAAUGUUGCUGGAAAUUAACGAGCACGGCAAGAGGAGGACACCUGACAGGACCAAAGAGAACGGGUCAGAGCGAGACCCCCUGCACUCAGAGCACCUCCCGAAGAGACCGUGUACAGUGAGCCCCAGCCAGCGAUACAGCCCAAGCAAUGGGGUCCCUCCUCAUGCUCCACCCAAUGGGAUGCCUUCCCACCCUCCAAAUGGCCUGGCACACCCCACACCCCCACCUCCACAACACUACCGCUUGGAGGACAUGGCACUGGCACAUCACUACCGCGAUACAUAUCGGCAUUCAGAACACCGGGACAUUCGGGAGAGACAUCGACAAGUGGCCAUGCAUGCUGCUCGCCAGGAAGAAGUAAUUGAUCAUCGUUUGACGGAUCGGGAAUGGGCAGAAGAAUGGAAGCAUCUUGAUAAUUUACUGAACUGUAUCAUGGACAUGGUUGAAAAAACAAGACGGUCUCUCACAGUACUUCGGCGAUGCCAAGAAGCAGACCGUGAAGAAAUGAAUCACUGGAUAAGACGUUACAGUGAUGCAGAAGAUAUGAAAAAAGGUGGGAGCUCCACCCAGCGUCCUCCUCCUCCUCUUCCUCCUCACAACUCCUCCUCUUCCUCUUCCUCGAACACCAACAGUUCCUCUAACACCUCCGAGGCACAGCCGCUAGAGAUUCACCGUGAUUUUUUGCACAGACCGCCAUCAGGAUACAUGCCUGAAGAAAUCUGGAGAAAAGCAGGUAAUGCAAGCAUCCCUCUGUCACCAGCAAUAAAACAGAUGCAAAGCAAACAGGAAGAGGCUGUGAAUGAAGUGAAGCGACAGGCUAUGUCAGAGUUGCAGAAGGCUGUGUCAGAUGCGGAGCGCAAAGCCCAUGAGAUGAUAUCUGCGGAGAGGUCCAAGAUGGAACGAGCACUAGCUGAAGCUAAAAGACAAGCCUCAGAGGAUGCACUAACAGUUAUUAACCAGCAGGAAGACUCAAGCGAGAGCUGCUGGAACUGUGGACGCAAAGCAAGUGAAACCUGCAGUGGCUGUAACACUGCACGUUACUGUGGCUCAUUUUGUCAACACAAGGAUUGGGAAAAGCAUCAUCACGUUUGUGGGCAAGGGCUGCCAGGGGGCAGCAACGUUCCUCUAGGCACUUCCACCUCCUCUUCAGCACCCCCAACUCACUCUGAAAUAGUGACAUCUGCACCACCUGUGGUAACAGGGACAGCCCAGAAUGGUGGCGGAAGCAGCAGCAGCACAGUAGGCAGUCCAAAAGAAGUAAGCUCCAGCAAUGCCUCUAGGUCCACCACCCCUGCCACACCUGUUUUGCUUGACAAUGCCUCUCGCUAACCACUGUAGGCAUCAACAUCAGCACCAUAGCCGGGAUCCCACUGCUGCUACCAAUUUCGUAUUCCAAAAGAAAAGGAAGAAUACUUGCUGCAAAAAUUUAAACUAGUGCUACUUGUAUUCUUAGCUACCUGAAGACUACGUCCUGACCUCUCAGUCUCCAGCUGCCCUAGAUCCUGGUCACAUUCAAGCUUUCUCCUACCCCCUAGACAGGCAUCCAUUCAUGUGUACAAACAGGGCUUAUUUUACCAGAAGCCAAAGCAGGCAAUAAGAGUCAUUGCUAAAAAAAAAGAAGCAUUUUAGGAAUGUAAAUCAAAUUGAAUUAACAUUAUUUUAAUGUGUGCUGCAUUUCCAACACUGAUGAUAUCCAAAAGCUAUAAAAAGUGCUUACGAUCAGUUAAAAAAAAAAAACAAGACCUAAUCAUCCUUAAUGCAACAGUAAAAACAGCUAUCUGUUUUAACAACAUUAAAGUAACUCAUUAUUAAGUACUAUGGAAAGCUUGCAUUUUGGCCGUCAACUUAAUGCUGUUUUUACUGUCACACAUUGUGCAGCAAUUAAUAAGAAAAAAGGCAGCUUUGAAUAACUGCAUGUUUAUGGAUUGUAGGCUGUAAAAUAAGCCCAGUUUACACAAGAUAAAUCAGGAGUGGCAGAAUAUCUACCAUUUCUUGCUUUUGCCAAUUCAACAGGGUGGAUGCUUAACGCCACCUUGUGGAACUUUACUUAUACUGCACACUCCAUUGUUGAGAUUGUUAUAAGAAGGCAUGAAUAUUCUGCCAGUGCCUACCUGUCAACCAGUCUACUUUAUAUUAUGGAUACAAUAGAUGCAGAUUUCAAUCAUGUGCUUCUCUACACAAACAAAAUUUAUUAGCUACUGACCAGGUUCUUGUUGGGGUUCCCAGUCUUGCAUGGAGAAUUAAAGCAGCACACUUGAAAGCUCCUUAAACUCAAGAGGAACUGUGAGCUUCAAGAGAAACAUUUCUAAACUGGUGCAUUUACUUCAAGAACUGCCACUAACGUUAAAAUGAAGAUAAACUGUCUCUAUAGAAGAAAAACACACAAAAAGGAUUUACUUUUUAUUGUUUUAUCUUUUUGGCUUUAAUAACAAACAAGAAGAAAUCCAAAAAUGAUAAAGGAAGAUCACCCGUUAACUACCUUGCUAGCUAGCCAAGAAAUCUAUGCCGGACUCACCUCUCUGCUCUGAUGUGAAUCCAAAUAAAAUUUUAAAAACAUAAUCCAAACCUUUCUAUUAUUGUUACACUGCCAAAGUUACUAAGAAAAAAGGAGCAGCAUUCAACUUCUUACCAAACACAGUUUGUCAACAGCUUAGUCAACCCAGAGAGAAACAGGCUUUAGAGGACAAGUGAGAAAACCAACAAAAGGAAUAAAAAUAAAAUGCAAACUAAGAUGUGUUAUACUGAGAUAAAAUUCCACAAUGAAGGGAUCGUAAGUUAUAAACACUUCUAAUGUUUUUUAAACAAAACUAAAGGAAAAAAGAUGUUGAAAGGCAGAGACUUUUGGAAAUGGGAAUAUGGUGGGAAAAGGUACUUGACUUUCAGAAAUGAACAUUUCUAUUUGCUUUUUUCUUCGUUUGAUUUUUUUAAAAAGAAGAAAAUGGAAAAAAUACAAAGAUUGGUUUAAUAAUUCUCAGUGGAUGGAAGGAAGAUCUGAGAAAGCUUUGUACAAUAUAACUGCUCUUAUGAAGUUAUUUUAAUGCCAUUUAAAAACAUACACAUUUCAACAGGACAAUCCAAAGGGCACCUGCCUUUACAAUUCCCCUUUUCUUCCAAAGCAUGAAAUGUCUAAAAAUGUAUACAGUACAUUAUCAUUCUCUGUCUCACCACCCCCCAUCCUCUUUUUCUCAUUUGCUGCCUACCUCUCCUUCUCUCCUUACUUGUUUGUCUUCUGUCAUACUUCUCCUAAAUAAAAUCAUCCCUCCUAGAAAAGACCUCUGGGUGAAAAAAAGAGAUGAGGACGUUUCUAACGAGUAACAUUUUUUAAGUGCAUAUUGUUUGUGAUGUUUGCUGUUGUUGCCCAAGUAAGGUUAAAAAACAAAACAAAACUCUAAAGGUAGCAAAAAAAACACUUUUUUUCAGUAGAUUCGGGUUGAAGUUACUAUAAGAAAGGGAAACUAACUCAGUUCAACCUCUUGUAUCUGUUCUUGAACAUAAUUGAAGAAUCUAAUGUAAAAUAUUUUGUAUUGUGAGGACAGAGGUGCAAUAUGGGAUAAACAAAAUUCAGCUACUGAAUGGAUCCUCGGUUUACGAGUAAGUGUGCAUGUGUGUGAAUAUAUACAUAUAUACACAUACAUGUAUGUAUGUACAUAUAUACAGUAUAUAUGUGUGUGUACUGUAUACUUGUAUAUACUCACACCUACAUACACAGCAAUUAAUGUGAAUGUAUAUAGUAUUUAAAGAUUUCAAAAGUUUUUGCCAAAUAAUUGAAAAAUUUUUAAGUACACAGUUUAGAAAAAUGUUAUUUUUUCUGACCUUUUUUCAUGUAUUUAAAUGUAAACUCAUUCAGAAGCUCAGUUUUUUCACAUUUGCCAAUUCUGUUGCAUUUGUAAAUUAAAAGGCAAAAAUUACUCCUUGUAAAACAAAACACUUAGUACCCAGUCCUUAAACUGCAAAAGUAGUGUGCUAUGUUAGAAACAUUUCUGCCCUUACUAGUAAGAUACACAUUUUAUGUGCCACAUGUACAGUAUGUCCCUAAAUCUUGUUUUUGUUCUGCAUUAAACUAAACUGAAAGCUUUAGACCUUUGGCUUUUUCUAGCAUAUACCAGGUAAACUGCAGAAAAUUAGGGCUAAUGUAGUAAUAAGAAAACAAAAGAAUGUCCUGUGUCAACAUUUGUAGCAUUUAAUGAUAAAUGCCAAGGCAGAAAGAGUGAUGUCUGAGACAGAUGCUGUCCCAAAUAGCCAUUACUGCUUUUGGCUUAAAGUUUUAUGCAUUUUCUGACUUGAUGGCAGCUGAUUCACACAUACACAUAAACACACUCAGCCAUAACUAUAUAGUUCAUAUACUGCUCCCCUCACAAAUAUAUUAAAAUCAACUCUUGAAGCCACAGACAAACAAGGAAUUAUGAUUCAAUCUGUUUGCAAGAACAGUUUUUGGUGCUCAGUAGUAUAGAUAAGAUAUAAAUGUGUAACAUGAUACAAUUUGUUCACCAAAUGGAUAAAUAGCUGAUAAGAACACGAUGACAGCUGCAUAAGAAUUUAAGUUUGAUCGAUGUUUCUCUAGUAGAACACUUUUCCACAGGGCAUAAUAUAAAAAAGAUUCCAAUACUGGUAACUAUGCCAAGGAAGCAAGACCUGAAGUGUGUGGCCUGAUUUUAAGAGACUUAAAUAAUAAGUUGAUCUUACUCUCAAAUUUCACUUUAUUACUCUAAACUAACAUACAUUAAUUUAAUGUGAUCAUUCAUAACAUGGAUAUAGAUAAAAGAUGUGCAAACUGAAACCAUUUCAGUCAAUGUUUAAAAAGCUUUAUGUGCAAAGCUACUGAAUUUAAGAAGCUGGACAAAUGCCAGCUGUGCUUAAUAUACCGCCACUGCCAUGCAAAUAGUGAAAAAGUAAACCUGGUCAUAUACAGUACCUAGUGGACCAAACUGCAAUAUCUGCAACUUAUUUUCCUUCUUGUUUAUUUUAGUUUCCCAGACGCUCUACUCAUUUUAGGAAGCCAAUCCAAUUGGAAGUAAUGUACAAAAAUUGGAAAACUAAAGACAUGGAUAUUAAUUUAACAAUAAUCCAAUUAAGCAUUGUUAGGGUAUACAGCAGUUUUAAUUAUUCAUCAUGUUACAUAUGUAUAGUGUUUAUUUUUCAUAUUUCAUGAAGUAAUAUAUAUGAGUAUUUUGAACGUGAAUAACUGCAGGGUACCCUGUUUUUCGGAAUUUUUUCAAUGUACAUCUAUUUAUAUAUAGCGUGCGCAUCAAUAUAGUAUGUAUACUAUAUGUAUGUUGUAGUAAUACAUAUAGAAUCUGUAUAUACACAUAAGAAUGUGUGUGCAUGUGUGUUUAUAUAUAUUACAGUAUAUUAAUACAUACUGUAUAUACACAAAUAAACAUACAAACACAUUAUAUGUAUAUACAGAAUGGCAUACUUGUGUGCAUAUGUAUAUAAUGUAUAUGCUUUGUAUAUAAAUCUAUGUAUGGAUAGGGUGAGCAAGGAGACUCAGCUCUCUCAGUCUAUGCAUAUGUGCGUGUGUCUUGUCAACUUCUCCAGCAGUGUUACUCGUUCUUAGUUCUUUCAUCUGAUUUCAGAAGGCUGUGCUAUUGAUCACUCUACCUCUGAAUCAAGCCAGUAACAUCUCCUAGAAGAUAAUUCAGUAAACCAAACCACAGGGCUGCACUAGUCCGACAUUUCUAGGAGACAUGCACAGCUGCAACAGAAACCAUCAAAUGAGCAACACACCUACAGACUUCAGGGAUGGCACCUCUUUGCUUUAUCCUAAAUGACAAGUAGGAAAGGAGUAACCUUGUGGUAUAAUGAACAUGAGCUGUACUCCAAAUGGGGAGGUGGUCAUUGUUUUGUAUUUAUUUAUUUAUUUUUGCUUUCUUAUUUUGUUUUAUUUUCCUGUGCAUCUCACUGUAAAAUGUAUCAAUGUGUAGCACAUUAUGAAGUGUAAUGUUUGAACCUUAUUUGGACACCCAAAGAAAACAAACAGAUGUUUGGACUUGUGUGUCUUUGCUCAGUCCAAUUAAGACUAUUACAUAACUAAAGCACUUAAAAUAGGAGUUGUGUGACUGGUUUCCCUUGGUGUAGUCAUAUAUGAAAUGUGUGUGAUGUAAGCGAACAUAGCUUAUUAUUAAUAUGACAUAUUAACCUUUUUCUCUCCAAACACAGUUUUCCUUUUCAUUUUUGCUUUAAAUAUCACUUAUAAAUGACUCCUGCAACUUUGGAAGUCUUAGAAUUCAUUAUAAUUAAUUUCUUGUAAACGGAAGAUGACAACUAUUUUACAAUUAAAUGAACGAUAAUUCUCCAUAGUAAAAUAUAAGUAAAAGAUGAUCCCAGAAUUGUUCUUAGUACUGAUGUGCAGAGCUUGCUGACUUUUACCUCCUAUAUAUCUUUCUAUGUAAUUUUAAUUAAGAACAACCAGUUCACAAAUCCAAAAUACUCUUAGGGCUUUGCACACCACACACAUUUUUAAGUAUAUGCUUUAACCCUUACCUUGGCAUGUAUCAUCCAAAAUAAAUAAAGCACACACCAAAGCGUUACUGAAUGGCUUUAUAUCAGACCAGUUAUACAUUUCUGGCACAAGGAGAUAAGCAAAAAGUGAGCUCUUCAACUUUGUGUCUGUCUCACUAUACAGUACUUUGAAACCAAAGGAACUACUACAGAAGCAUAAUGAGAGUGCACACACACAGACAAACACACUCAGAAACACAAAUGAAAACAACGUAGCAACAAAAUGCCACAGUACAAGAGAGAGAAAGGUUGGGAGCAUGCACUGAUACAGCACGUUUCUGCACACGUAUUGCAACAAAAUGCAUUGAGCUGCUUGGAUUAUAGACUAAAUAUCUGAACUCAGUGAAGUUUUAUUCUGGUCUGUUUAUAUAUUAACAACUUUGUAAAAUAAACUACAUAAAUGAAUAACUAGGCCUUUGGAAGGGUUAAAUAUCACUACUUUUUUGUAUGUUAAUUUAAUUUUUCAUUUUGAUCAAAAAUACAGCAUCCCAAGUGAUAUGGAUGCAGUGAACUAAAAUCUGCAAUUUUUUGUGCUGUACUUUAUUCACAGCAAAAGCAGACUAUUUUAUAUAGCAAUUUUCCCAUAAUAAAAUAACAUCACAUUACAGUAUGCUGUAAAUGUAUAAAACAACUUUUCCAUUUUUCUACAGUUGAAGCUUUUGCAAUUGAUUUGUGUCAUUCAGGAACAGACGUUAAGUCAGUGGAGGGGAUUGACCAUACAGCUUUGUGACUUACAGUAAUGUUUUAGCCACUUGGACAUACUUAUUUUCUGAGAAUGGUUUCUAUUGCUUAACAUCUAUUUUCUGGUCCUGCUUUUUAUAUUGCAGGAUUGCACGAACCCUGAGUCAGUUCCUAUAGGGCUAGGCACAAGACAAUACUACCAGCCUAGGUCCAUCACAUGGCAUUGUUUUCACACAAUCAGCUCUCAUAUACUGGGCAAAUACAGAGACACCAAUUAACCUAAUCAGCAUGUCUUUAAGAAUGGGGAAGGAAAAGGCAGAAAAGUCACAAGAUCAUGGGGAGAAUGUGCAAACUCCACACAAUGACUGAGUCAGAUACUAAAACCAAGUUGCCUAAUGCUACAUAAAUAAUGAGUGACAGGUAAUAAAAACAUUGGGCAAGAAAAAACAAUGAAACUUGCAUAUUAGUAAACCACAGGCACCUAAUCAAUUGUUCAGCUUAAAAGGCAGAUCUGCAGUUUGUGCAGCCAUGGAAAAAGAGUUCCUUGAAUCACUUACAUAAGAGGAAGAACUUAUGUAACAAUUUGAACUAGGCAAGGUCUCUGGGUCUGUUAGCGUAAUGUUAAUGUUUGUAACAGAAUAAAAACUAAAAUACUUUGUCUCCAUAAAAAUAUGACAAUAUUUAGAAUAAAACAUAAUUUAGGCCUAUUUUGUAAAUCUCGUUGGGUGUCUAGGAUAGACAUAUACACCUUUUGCUUCUGUUUUAAAUGAAGUCAUUUAACCAUAAAACCAAAUUAAACUGAGCAGCUGAUGAGCAGAAAAAGAUUGGCAUUUGUUUUUGUCACAUGGCUCAACCAACAACUCAAAAAUGGUCAGAGAAACUUACUCUUGAUUUUAAAAAUAUAUUCAGGCAUUUUAAGCAGCAAUUGGAGGAAUAGGGGGUGGUGAUUAUUUUUUUUCCCCACACACGCACAUAUGUAUCUAUACAUUGUUUUGUAAGUGAUUAUCUUCAGAGUUUAAUACUGUAGCCCUUUUUGGUUUUUUUUUCUUUAAAUUUUAUAAUUAGGGAACAUUAAAAAGUAUGUUUUUAAUAUAUACUGUAUUGCUUAAGUAACCAGUAAUAAGGAAUGUUAUCAGGAAAAAUAGCUUUUCCUCACUGCUCUGCUAAUUUUUAAAUAUUCUCCUUUUGUACAAAACUGAACGGACAUACAAAAUACUGAGCAUUGCUACUUUUUCCAAGCCCAUUCCUAUCCUUUACCUGUCAUGUAGUAAACACAAAUGAGAAUUGCAUCCAAUUCUUAGGUUGUUUUUUUUUCUGCAGCCCACUGCAGGAGAGUUAUACUGAGGUCUUGCUAAUUUUCAUGUUUUAGUAAAGCAAAAACAGCACUUUGCAUGAGUUUUUAUCCCCAUUUUUUGUUAGCACUGGGCACAGUGAAAAUUCUGAAGAGGCUUCAUAAAAGUUAAUUCAGGAGCUUAAUCAAAGCCAUUUUUGGAAGGCUUUUUUCCAUUAAAAAAUGAGAAGGUUUAAGUGGUUCUCUGUAGGGAUGCAUUUUAUACUGUUCUGUGCAAUACCGAAUACCAGAAAAAAUUAUAUAUUAUUGACUUUGUAUAGGAAGACUGAUGUUUUGAAGACAUGAAUUUUUUGUUUGUUCCUUUAAAAGGUUCCGUGAUUAUUCUAGAAAAGUGAACUGUGCAGGGAUUUUUUUUUCUUUUUGCUUUUUUUUUGCAUGCUUUUCCCUUUUGUGCUGUUUCUCUCUAAUUGUGCGCAAUGUUGGACAUGUGAAGCUGUAAACAUUCUAAUUCAGGUUAUUGUCUGUGUUGAGCUCUGUAUCUGUGUAAUUAAACAAAAAAAUGAACAUCA